Messenger RNA from Camellia sinensis, 701 nucleotides. Its product is annotated as auxin-induced protein 15A. NCBI's taxonomy places the organism in Eukaryota, Viridiplantae, Streptophyta, Magnoliopsida, Ericales, Theaceae. Gene Ontology annotation, biological process: response to auxin. The record is from RefSeq and is a predicted model, not a curated record.
AUAUCAGUGAACCUAUACAACCAACACAAGCUUCACAUUCUUCUCUGUCAAAGCUUCCACUUGUUCUACGAAUCCUUCAUUCCUUUUUCUUCUUGUUGAGGAAGAUAGUCCCAAUUGAAAGCAAUGUCUAUUCGUAUGCCUCGUAUAAUUCUUGCUAAACAAAUCCUCCGACGAUCUUCAUCAUUGAAAGCAAACCAAGCAGCCUCAGCAGCAGCAGAUGUUCCCACGGGUCAUUUUGCAGUUUAUGUUGGAGUGAGUGAAAAGAAGCGUAUCGUAAUUCCGAUAUCAUACUUGAACCAGCCUUCAUUCCAACACUUGUUAAGCCAAGCUGAGGAAGAAUUUGGAUUUGAUCAUCCAAUGGGUGGUCUCACCAUUCCUUGUAGUGAAGACAUCUUCAUCAAUCUCACUUCUCGAUUGGGUGGAUCAUGAUUCAUCAUAGAGGACAGCCACCACACUUUUGUAACAAAGCAGUAUUCACCAUUUUCAUGUACAAAUUUUCUUUCCUUUUUCACACAAAAAAUUCAGCAGGAGGAGGGAGAGAAAAGAUGUCAUCAGAAGAUUAUAAAUAGUUAUUAAUGGCAUUCUCUGACAUUUAAAUGCAAAGCUUCAUUCCAUUGAAUUUUUUGUUUUUAUAGAUUCUGGAGUGUUUACAUGUUCAUUUUCUCAAUUGAAAGAAAAAAAUUGUUAAUAUAGUUUUGACA